This is a messenger RNA of Rhipicephalus sanguineus (brown dog tick), 1948 nucleotides long. Its product is annotated as beta-hexosaminidase subunit alpha. Gene Ontology annotation, biological process: glycosaminoglycan metabolic process; carbohydrate metabolic process; ganglioside catabolic process. The record is from RefSeq and is a predicted model, not a curated record. The transcript has 13 exons. Gene Ontology annotation, cellular component: membrane. NCBI's taxonomy places the organism in Eukaryota, Metazoa, Arthropoda, Arachnida, Ixodida, Ixodidae. Gene Ontology annotation, molecular function: beta-N-acetylhexosaminidase activity. Bases 130 to 1842 code for a protein of 570 amino acids.
AACUUGCUCGGUGCUUUUCUAGGGAGUUUCUCGAAAAGACUCUUCUCGGAGUAUUAUUUCGUUGCUGUUCGUUUUCAGGUUCCUAUUUGAGCCAAGGCCGCCUAAACAGAAGCAAGGCACAAUUACGGAAUGGUCAUGGCAUCGUCGCUGUUAAGGAUACUAUUGCUCCUGGCUCCAGGGGUUCUGGCGUACGCCUUCCUAACCUACAUAGAGGUCCGCCGUCCGCUUCCGGGCACGCGGCCUCCUCCUGGAUCUCCGUGGCCUGUGCCCCAGCGCUGGAAGUCGUUGCCCCUGCAGCGGAGCCUGGACCCGGACACGCUCGCGCUAAGCUCGGAGGCCGCCGAAUCGUGCGACGUGAUAGCCAAAGCUGUGGCUCGCUACCGUAAGCUCGCCUUCCUCGGAGACACGCGAAGAGGUUCUGCUCAAGGAGAGGACGACAUCUCGGGCGUCAUCGAUCACAGGGUGCUGCCCGCGCUUAGGGUCGAGGUGACUCACUACCAGGGAGAGGAACACUGCGGCUACCCGCAACACAAGGACGACGAAAGCUACUCUCUUAUCGUACCUGAACAAGGCGACGCUGUAUUAAAGUCCCAAACUGUCUGGGGUGCGUUACGGGGACUCGAGACCUUCAGCCAACUCGUUCACCAGGAUUCUGUUAGUAAAGCGUUUCUCAUCAAUGUAACCAUGGUAGACGACUUCCCCAGGUUCUCCUACAGAGGCGUACUACUUGACUCAUCAAGACAUUUUCAACCUAUCAAGAUUCUCAAGCAAAACUUGGACGCCAUGGCCUACAACAAGUUCAAUGCAUUCCAUUGGCACCUUGUCGACGACCAAUCGUGGCCGCUGGAAAUGGCGACUUACCCAAACUUGACGCAGAGUGCGUAUUCCCCGAGGCAUGUGUACAGUCGAAAGGACGUCCAAGACAUCAUCGAGUACGCUCGACUACGUGGAAUCCGUGUCAUCCCCGAGAUCGACACUCCGGGACACACGCAAGCCUUGGGAAAGGUCUUUCCCGAUAUUCUCACUGCAUGCUACUUCAACCGCACCCGUGGAAAGCCCAACUACACCAGGCAUGCGGCAUUCGAGAUGCUGGACCCCACGCAAAACUACACCUACGACGUCAUGAGGAAUAUAUUUCGAGAAGUUAUUGAGGCAUUUAAGGACCGUUACAUCCACCUAGGCAUGGACGAAGUCUACUAUUCUUGCUGGGAAUCAAGUCCCGAGAUUGCCGAGUUUAUGAAGAAGCAUGGUUUCCGUACCAUGAGCCACCUGGAACAGUACUAUGUCCAGAGGACACUGGCCAACGUCCAGGAACUGGGUGCAAAGUACAUGAUCUGGCAGGACCCCAUCGACAACAACGUCAACGCGGCAGACGACACUCUUGUUGUAAUCUGGAAAGGUGGACCACGAUAUAAAAAUGCGACGCCGUGGCAGACCCACGCCAGGAAUAUCGCCCGCAAGGGCUACCAGAUGGUUGUGUCGGCUUGCUGGUACCUGAACCACAUCGCGUCUGGCCCAGACUGGAAGGACCUCUACCAGUGCGAUCCUCGUGGCUUCAACGGGACUGAACAAGAAAAGAACAUGGUCGUCGGCGGUGAGGCUUGCAUGUGGGCCGAGUACGUAGACGGCACCAAUUUGAUCCCGAGGCUAUGGCCCCGCGCGUCAGCCGUUGCCGAGCGUUUGUGGAGCAGCGCUGACGUGAAUAACACGGAUGACGCCACUUUCCGGUUGGACCAACAACGCUGCCGUAUGCUCAGGCGCGGCAUACCGGCGCAGCCUAUUUUGAACGGCUACUGCGGCAACUACGAAUGGGAUAUGGACACUCCGUAUCACAUCGACUAACACGCAGCGGCUGCGAAAACACUCAAAAUGCCGCUAAAUGUCUCAGGGCAGCGUCACAAUUGAAAGGCACGUCUCAAGUGCGAUUGUUUGUGUUAUGACGGCAAAG